CGAUGAAGUGCUGCCGCGCUCCGCCGUCGCUCCAGAGAGCCCGGGGAUGAACCACCCCAAUAUAUCAGCCUGGAUGCUGGCGGGUCUGGUCUCCGCUGCCUUAUUUCUGGCAGCGUGGGGGGCGCGGCCGGAGUUUAUCGAGUCAUUGAAGAACCUGACGGUGCCGAUUGGAAGGGACGCCACGUUUACCUGCGUCGUCCGCCACCUAGGCGGCUACCGGGUCGGCUGGGUGAAGGCCGACUCGAAGGCCAUCCAAGCGAUCCACACGCACGUGAUCACGCACAACCCGCGAGUGCGUGUGUCACACCGUGACCUGACCACUUGGAACCUGCACAUCAACAACGUGCAGGAGGAGGACCGCGGCACGUACAUGUGUCAGAUCAACUACGACCCCAUGAUGAGCCAGUACGGCAUCCUGAACGUGGUGGUGCCGCCGGACAUCCUGAGCGACCAGUCGUCCGGUGACCUGACGAUCCCGGAGGGCGGCUCCGGGCAGCUGCAGUGUCGGGCUCGCGGCUAUCCGACGCCCACCAUCAUCUGGCGCCGCGAGGACGGCCGCAGGCUCACCGUCACCCUGCCCGACGCCAGCGGCGCGCUCAAGGAGAAGCGCGUGACGGAGUACGAGGGCGAGACGCUGCCGCUGAUGAAGGUCAGACGAUCGGACACCGGCUACUACGUCUGCAUCGCCAGCAACGGCCUGCCGCCCAGCGUCUCCAAGCACAUCAAGGUGGAGGUGCACUUCCACCCGGUGGUGCAGGUGCGACACCAGCUCCACGGGGUGAAGCUCGGCUCUGACGUCACCCUCAGCUGUCACGUGGAGGCGCUGCCCAAGUCCAUCAAUUAUUGGAACAAGGGUACCGGUGAAAUGCUAAUCCAGAGCAGGAAGUUCAACAUCAGCGAGGAGAAAGAAUCGGAGUAUUCUCUGACCAUGAAACUGACAAUCAGAAGUUUCGAGGUCUCCGACGCCGGGGAGUACAUCUGCACAGCCAAAAACUCGAUUGGCGAGGUGCAGAGUGAAAUACAGGUGUACGCAGAGAUCCGUCUGACGUCCGAGCCGGACCCGCACCGGGCCGAGCAGGGCACCGACGACAUCGCCUACAGCGGCUCUGAGGAGGAGGCGCGGCCGCCGGCGCCGGCCGCCGGCACGCACGAGCCUGGCCACACGGCCGUCAGCCUGACGCCGCUCGAGCACGAGCCGAGCCGGCACGCGCCGGCGCCGCCCCCGGCCGUCAAGGGGUCAGGGGUCGCGCUGCGCGCCGCGGCGUCGCUCCUGGCGACGGCGGCCGCCGUGAGGCUCGGCUUGUGAAGGUCGCGGCAAGGUCGCCGCCGCCGGACCGCCAUCCACGGGUACGUUGUUGGAGCGGUGCGUUGUUGGCGUGAUAUCGGAUGGCCGCGUCCGCCUUGGCGCGCGCGGGCCGCCGCGUGGCGGCGUGUUCGCACAGCGUGGACGGACUGGGUGUGGAGCCGAGGGACUGGGCUCAGACCGCGAGACGCUCCUCGGAAGGUUGGGCCGGCUUCUCCAUAACGGCGGGACGCUGCUGGCAUGACCGGAAGCGAGCGCUCGCAGGCGUCGCCGGCGGCGGACCCUAGCGAGCCCGGUCUGUUUUGCCGUGAUGCCUCACGUCAGUCGCUCGUGCUGCGGUGGGGCGCGGUGCUCGUAAUCAACCCGUUGUCUCGUCUACGUUUGGAAACUUCUUCGUAUUUCAGCUGAUCACCGCGCCGUGAAGGGCAGCGCGCAUUCUGAUAUUCCAAGUUAUUCGUGUGAAAGCUGCGUGUGGUCGCUGCGCCUCGCGUGCCGGCUUCAGAAGAGCGUGCGACCGGCUCUGGCAAUUGGUUUCCGAAUGCCCAGGGGAAUCCUUAUUCGUGUUUCGCGUCGUUGAAAUGCAUCCGUCACUGUAUCUUAGUAUUGUUACAAUCGUGGAAUGGCGCGCUGUCCGCGAGCGAGAAACAUAUUUAGGGAUUCGGUUCGGAGUGCUUGCGGUGGAUAGCGGGCUGGUUGAUCGUGGAUCGCACUGGAUGGGCAGAUCACUUUAAUGCGAUAACGAUGCUGGGCAGGACGGGCCAGUGACCUGUUUUGUGAAUACUGUGAACGUUAUAUCAAUGAAUAUCAUGUGUACCUGUCUUGUUUGUUUGAAUGUAAGCUUCCAAAGCUUCAAUACAUUAUUCAUC
This is a messenger RNA of Pollicipes pollicipes, 2169 nucleotides long. RefSeq names its product lachesin. Gene Ontology annotation, cellular component: neuron projection. The coding region runs from base 47 to 1306 and encodes 419 amino acids. The record is from RefSeq and is a predicted model, not a curated record. NCBI's taxonomy places the organism in Eukaryota, Metazoa, Arthropoda, Thecostraca, Pollicipedomorpha, Pollicipedidae. The transcript is spliced from 9 exons.